Molecule: messenger RNA, 1290 nt
Organism: Gilbertella persicaria
Lineage: Eukaryota; Fungi; Mucoromycota; Mucoromycetes; Mucorales; Choanephoraceae
Product: origin recognition complex subunit 2-domain-containing protein
Exons: 1
Coding region: 1-1290 (429 amino acids)
Biological process (GO): DNA replication
Cellular component (GO): nuclear origin of replication recognition complex; nucleus
Molecular function (GO): DNA replication origin binding
Source: RefSeq, a predicted model, not a curated record
AUGAACAAGGCCUUAACAGCAGAAGAACAAGAACAACACACUGGCCGAGUCAAACAUGCUAGAAAGAAACUAACGAUUACUAAAAAGACCAACCAUGCUAAAAAGAGACGCAUUCAAAAACAUUUAGAUUCAUUAAAAGAUACACACAGUAGUGAAGAAGAUCUUUCUUCCUCCUCCUCCGAAGAAGAACAAGUGCCCGACCAGACGAUACAUGACGAUAGUGAUGAAGAACAACAAGAAAAGAAAGAUGCUUAUGACGAAACAGAGGGACAUGAGCGUUAUUUCCAAAGUAGAAUGCCAACCAAGACUUCAGACAAUACACUUGCCCGUUUACCUAUACUCGAACCUCAAGAAUUCCAUCAGAUUCUAUCCCAAGUACCUAGGAAACAUUAUCAAGAAAUCGAAAUAUUAGCAGAGAUGCAUAAACAACAUUUUGCUCAAUGGUGUUUUGAACUCUGUUCUGGGUUCAACCUUGUGUUUUAUGGCUACGGAUCCAAACGUAGCUUAUUAAACGAAUUUGCACAGACAGCCUUAACAGAUGGCCCGCUAAUUGUUGUCAAUGGUUUCUUUCCUUCAAUUACUAUCAAAGAUAUUUUGAUCAAAAUCACUUUAGGUGCAUUAGACACAAAGGCACCUACGGGUUCUAUUCAUGACCAUGUCAGUUUUAUUUGCGACUAUUUCUCUCGUCCAGAUAGAGAAUACCAGCAUUUGUAUCUUGUCGUUCAUAAUCUCGAUGGACCCAACUUGCGCAAUGAACGCACUCAGACUGCUUUAUCCAUGCUGGCUCAUGCAGACAAUAUUCAUUUGGUUGCUUCUGUAGAUCAUAUCAAUGCUGGUUUACUAUGGGAUAAUGUCAAAUCAAGUCGGUUUAACUGGAUAUGGCAUGAUGCGACUACUUUUGCAGACUAUUUGGUAGAGACAAGUUUCGAAAAUUCAAUGAUGAUCAGACAAGGUGAAUUGGGUGGUGCUCGAGGGGCAAAAUACGUCUUGGACUCAUUGACUUAUAAUGCCCGGGGUGUGUUUAAAGUAUUGGCAGAACACCAAUUAGAAGCCAUGGACGAUACAACAACAAAGGGCAAUGAACAUGUUGGUUUAACGUAUAGUCAAUACUAUCAAAAAUGCCGUGAAGGAUUCUAUGUCUCAAGCGAUCUUUCAUUCCGUACUGAAUUGACUGAAUUCAGAGACCAUAAACUUAUUUUUACAAAAAAGGGGUUGGAUGGUACAGAGUUCUUUUUUAUACCUCUUGAUAAAAGUGCUUUAAAUAACCUUUUAGAACAAAUAAAUACAUAA